AUAUACAAAGAAAAAUAAAAUACGAAGGGAUUUAUCUAAUUCCUCCCAACUAUUGCAAUGGCGGUACUUGUCAAAUCCCUCGUUGCACUUUUCUUUUUCAUUUGUGUAGUUCAUGGAGGAAGUAGUAUAUGCACAAAUGAGGACUUGAAAAUCAAUCAAGUGUCAACCGGAACACAAGUAGGAGGGAAGGCUGAGUACGAAGUUAGCAUUGAAAAUACAUGUUCAUGUGUGUUUGUGGAUAUAAUUUUAUCAUGCGAUGGAUUUCAAACACAAGAACCAAUCGAUCAUUCCAUUUUAAACAAAGAUGGCUCGGAUUGUACCAUCAACAACGGAAAUGCUAUUGCUCCAAGUUCUACCUUUAAAUUCAAAUAUUCAUGGGAUCAAAUGUACAACUUCUCUUUGAAGAAUUCUCAAAUUGCUUGUUCUUAAUUAGUUCCGAGGAAUAUACGAACUAGUUUUUCGUAUGAUCCUAUGCAUUCGUGUAUUUUCGGAAUCGUUUUCACGUUUUGAAUUAAAAUUUACGAACAAUCACACAGAGUUAAAUUUGAAAUGUUCCUAUUCGAUCCC
Molecule: messenger RNA, 567 nt
Organism: Spinacia oleracea (spinach)
Lineage: Eukaryota; Viridiplantae; Streptophyta; Magnoliopsida; Caryophyllales; Amaranthaceae
Exons: 2
Coding region: 58-429 (123 amino acids)
Biological process (GO): cell fate determination
Source: RefSeq, a predicted model, not a curated record